AUGUCAGUAUGGGAAUGGGGGGGUCUGGGAAAGACCACUCUCGUCAAUGAUGUCUACAGAAGCCAAGAAGUCAAGCGGUAUUUUGAUCGCAGAGCAUGGGUGUGCAUCUCCCAGAAAUGUACGGUCGAAGAUCUAAUGAGAAGACUCAUCGAAGACCUCUACAAUGAAAAUCGUGAUAUUCUUCUAGGCAACAUUGACACAAUGCCUUGCGACACUAUGGUGGAGGUACUUCAUGCUUAUUUGCAGCAAAAGAGGUAUCUGAUCGUCCUAGAUGAUAUGUGGCAUAUAAAUGGUUGGUUUGAUGAAUUAAGUCCAGUGCUGGUAGAUAGUAAAUGUAGAAGUAGAAUUGUUGUAACAACUCGGAAUCAUGAUGUAGCUUACCUAGCGGUUGAAAGCCGUGUUCUGGAGCUGCGGCCUCUGCAAGAGGGUGAUGCAUGGAUUCUCUUCCGUAAUAAAGCAUUCUAG
This is a messenger RNA of Elaeis guineensis (African oil palm), 465 nucleotides long. The record is from RefSeq and is a predicted model, not a curated record. NCBI's taxonomy places the organism in Eukaryota, Viridiplantae, Streptophyta, Magnoliopsida, Arecales, Arecaceae.